AGAGGACGACUUGAAGAAGCCGCUCUCCGCUGUGUGGCGACCGGAAUCAUGUCGAGUUUGGCGGUGAGAGACCCGGCAAUGGAUCGAUCACUGCGUUCCGUGUUCGUGGGGAACAUUCCGUAUGAGGCGACUGAGGAGCAGUUAAAGGACAUUUUCUCGGAGGUUGGUUCUGUUGUGAGUUUCCGGCUGGUAUACGAUAGAGAGACGGGCAAACCUAAGGGUUAUGGCUUCUGCGAGUACCAAGACCAGGAGACCGCACUUAGUGCCAUGCGGAACCUUAAUGGGCGGGAGUUCAGCGGGAGAGCGCUUCGGGUGGACAAUGCAGCCAGUGAAAAGAACAAGGAGGAGCUAAAGAGCCUAGGGCCUGCAGCGCCCAUCAUUGACUCACCCUACGGGGACCCUAUCGAUCCAGAAGAUGCUCCUGAGUCGAUUACCAGAGCAGUCGCUAGCCUUCCCCCGGAGCAAAUGUUUGAGCUGAUGAAGCAGAUGAAGCUCUGUGUCCAAAACAGCCACCAGGAAGCUCGAAAUAUGUUACUUCAAAACCCUCAGCUGGCUUAUGCGCUGUUGCAGGCACAAGUAGUGAUGAGAAUCAUGGAUCCAGAGAUUGCUCUGAAAAUUCUGCAUCGUAAAAUUCAUGUAACACCACUCAUCCCAGGGAAAUCUCAAACCGUUUCUGGCCCUGGCCCUGGCCCUGGACUCUGUCCUGGACCUAACGUUCUGCUGAACCAGCAAAACCCCCCGGCCCCUCAGCCUCAGCAUUUGGCCAGACGACCUGUGAAAGACAUCCCUCCUCUGAUGCAGACCCCUAUCCAAGGUGGAAUUCCACCCCAAGGCCCAAUGCCCGCCGCAGUUCCUGGUCCUGGCCCCUUAACUCCUGGCGGAACAAUGCAGCCCCAAGUUGGAAUGCCAGGGGUUGGUCCCGGGCCCUUAGAGCGGGGGCAGGUGCAGAUAUCUGAUCCCAGAGCUCCUAUGCCUCGUGGGCCCAUGACUGCUGGUGGCCUGCCUCCUCGAGGACUGUUAGGGGAUGCUCCAAAUGACCCACGUGGAGGGACUUUGCUUUCAGUCACCGGAGAAGUGGAGCCCAGAGGCUAUCUUGGCCCACCGCAUCAGGGUCCUCCAAUGCACCAUGCCGCUGGUCAUGACAGCCGGGGCCCUUCCUCACAUGAGAUGAGGGGAGGGCCCUUAGCAGAUCCUAGAAUGCUCAUGAGUGAGCCCAGAGGACCUAUGAUAGAUCAAAGAGGGCUGCCUAUGGAUGGCAGAGGCAGCAGAGACUCUCGAGGGAUGGAGACUCGAGCCAUGGAAACAGAGGUCUUAGAGACACGGGUGAUGGAGAGAAGAGGAAUGGAGACCUGUGCAAUGGAAACCAGAGGAAUGGAAGCGAGAGGCAUGGAUGCAAGAGGAAUGGAGAUGAGAGGCCCUGGCCCCAGUUCGAGAGGCCCUAUGACUGGGGGAAUUCAGGGUCCUGGUCCUAUUAAUAUGGGGGCAGGUGGUCCUCAGGGACCCAGACAGGUUCCCAACAUUUCAGGGGUGGGAAACCCUGGACCUGCCAUGCAGGGGGCAGGUAUGCAAGGAGGUGGCAUGCAAGGGGCGGGCAUGCAAGGAGCUGGCAUGCAGGGGCCGGGCAUGCAAGGAGCUGGCAUGCAAGGAGCGGGCAUGCAGGGGCCGGGCAUGCAAGGAGCGGGCAUGCAGGGGCCGGGCAUGCAAGGAGCGGGCAAGCAAGGUGGAGGGCAGCCUAGCAGUUUUAGUCCUGGGCAGAGCCAAGUAACCCCCCAGGAUCAAGAAAAGGCAGCUUUGAUCAUGCAGGUUCUUCAGCUGACUGCAGAUCAGAUUGCCAUGCUGCCUCCUGAGCAAAGGCAGAGUAUCUUGAUUUUAAAGGAACAAAUCCAGAAAUCUACUGGAACUUCUUGAAAUGUUUUAGAAAAUAUUUGGUGGUAGUCUUACAAAGGUUUUCUGUAGCGUAGAGGAUGGGUAGGUGUGAAAAGCUGAGUUCUGAAACCCCACACUUGAAUAGUUGGGGUUUCUUUCCUUCCAGAACCUAAUCUCAUUUCUUGUUGUCUUUUCCUUUAUUUUUAAUUGUGGGAUAGGGGGUGGAGGGAGUGGGUCUGUUUACUUUAAUUCCCUGUAAAUAUACAAAAAUAACUGAACAUGAUUAUAUACCAAAUAAGGUUACAAAGGUUAUGCAGUAUUAUUAAAUGUGUCUACAAGGUGUUUAGUCCAUUUUAAAAAUACUGAGUAAAACAAUGUGAAAACUGCAUAAAGACUAAAAGAUGACCUGUUCAAAUGGUAAUAUACUAAGAUAGUUUAACAUGUUUGGUUGUGUAAGAAAAUAAAGAUG
Molecule: messenger RNA, 2335 nt
Organism: Budorcas taxicolor (takin)
Lineage: Eukaryota; Metazoa; Chordata; Mammalia; Artiodactyla; Bovidae
Gene: CSTF2T
Product: cleavage stimulation factor subunit 2 tau variant
Exons: 1
Coding region: 49-1908 (619 amino acids)
Biological process (GO): mRNA 3'-end processing
Cellular component (GO): mRNA cleavage and polyadenylation specificity factor complex
Molecular function (GO): mRNA binding
Source: RefSeq, a predicted model, not a curated record